GCCCACUCUUCCAAAUCGACAUGAUCGGCACGCCGUCAGUCUCUAGUUCUCUUCUUCCAUGCUUCGUCUACCUCGUCUAGUCUUCUUCCGUUCUUCGUCUACCUGGUGGCUGGUUCUAUUUUUCUCACAAUCUCACUGUAAGUUGAGCUGAGCACUUGAGCCUCUGCCUCUAGGUCAUCGACUCAUGUUCGUGAAUCGCAAAGGGGCAAAAAUCUGAAAAUCAUGAUUUGAGUCUUUGACUAUUUCAAUUUGAGUCUAAUUAUCAAUAUAUAUUUGGGCAAUUGGCCAAUUGAAUUCAUUGAUACAAGCAACUAAGCAAGGAGACAAUAACUGCAAUUUGAGUCUUUGACUAUUUCAAUCUAAUUAGUCUGAUUAUCAUUAUAUAUAUGGGCAAUUGACCAAUUGAAUUCAUUGAUACAAGCAACUAACUAGCAAGGAGCCAAUAACAGAUUGAAUUGAUCUGUUAGUCUCUAUCAAUGGAUAAAUUUGUCACCAAAGUUAAGCGUACAACAGUGGAGUCAUCUUCACCCAUGACAUCAAAGAAAGGUCGUGUGGAGAUCGAUUAUGAAAAUCUUCCUACAGACCUGGGGUUACGAUGUUCAAUAUGGGAUUAUGGCCCUAAUGAUAUAGAUCGCGUUAGGCGUUCAUACUUACAGAAGGGUCCUUGUCAACCCAUUUGCCAUGAAUUUCCACAAACCCUUAUGAUGGAUGAAUUAAGAAGGUUCAAUAAAGAUUGGUUUGAACAAUAUUCUGAUUGGUUGGAGUACAGUGUAGCAAAGGAUGCAGCAUAUUGCCUCUAUUGUUAUCUUUUCAAACCCAAAAGCAAUCAAGGUGGUGGAGAUGUAUUUGUUGGUGUUGGGUUUAGCACUUGGAGGAAGAAAGAGAAGUUUGACCAACAUGUUGGGAAACAUAAUAGUGCUCAUAAUCAAGCAAGAAGAAAGUGUCAGGAUCUCAUGAGUCAGAGACUUGCUGCAAGUAUUUCUACUUUGUUCACUAGUAACACAAAUAAAUGCAGAAUUGAAUAUCAAACUCGCUUGAGUGCGGCUAUUGAUUGUGUACGAUUUCUCUUACGACAAGGUUUAUCAUUUCGAGGUCAUGAUGAAUCUGAAUUGUCAACAAAUAGAGGAAACUACUUGGAGCUAUUUCACUGGCUUGCUGAUCACAAUCAGAAAAUCAAUAGUUCCUCUUUUGAAAAUGCUCCUAAAAACUCUCAGUUGGUUUCGUCGGAUAUUCAGAAGGAUCUUUGUAUUGCUGCUACUAUUGAGGUCACCAAUGCCAUUAUCAAGGAUAUUGGAGAAGCACCAAUUACUCUUUUGGUUGAUGAAUCUCGAGACAUUUCAACCAAGGAACAAAUGGCAGUUGCUUUGAGGUAUGUCAACAAAAAAGGAAUGAUAGUAGAGCGUUGCAUUGGUAUUGAGCAUGUUGCUAACACCACGGCUAUCUCACUCAAGGCUUCCAUUCAAAAAUUAUUCUCUCGACACAAGUUAAGCUUAUCAAGCUUGCGUGGUCAAGGGUAUGAUGGAGCGAGUAACAUGCAAGGUGAAUUUCGUGGUUUGAAAGCACUUAUAUUAAAUGAGAAUCCUUGUGCUUUUUAUAUUCAUUAUUUCGCUUAUCAACUUCAAUUGACUCUUGUUGCCAUUUCAAAAAAUCAUGCUCAAGUGGAGUUUCUUUUUGAAAUAACUUCAAAAAUCAUGAAUAUUGUUGGAGCAUCUUGCAAAAGAAAAGACAUUCUCUUAGCUAAGCAACAUGACAGAGUACUUGAAGCAUUAAAGAAAGGAGAGAUUCUUAGUGGAAGAGGUUUGAAUCAAGAAAUUAAUUUAUAGCGACCGGGUGACACUCGUUGGGGCUCACAUUACGGUACGUUAAUUAGACUCAUUUCUAUGUUUUCUUCUGUGAGUGAGGUACUUGAAAUCAUAAUGGAUGAUGGAAUAAGUUCUGAACAAAAAAUUGAUGCUGAAGUUUUGUUGGAGAUAAUGCACUCAUAUGACUUUGUGUUCACUAUGCAUUUGAUGAA
Molecule: messenger RNA, 2014 nt
Organism: Tripterygium wilfordii
Lineage: Eukaryota; Viridiplantae; Streptophyta; Magnoliopsida; Celastrales; Celastraceae
Product: zinc finger MYM-type protein 1-like
Exons: 4
Coding region: 477-1823 (448 amino acids)
Source: RefSeq, a predicted model, not a curated record